AUGUGGCACAAACCCCGAGGCCACUGUGCGCAGGCGCGCACGCCCAGGGCGCAAAGGAACCCGGUGACCUCAAAAGCCUCCCGCCGUCUGCGGCGCCCCCAGCCUAGGACGCGCCCCCUGCAGCAGCCCGGCCCGGCAGACCCCAGCCCCAGAGGGCCCAAGGUCACUCGGAGCGCGCGCUCCAGGCUCCCGGCCCCAUCCUCCUCGCGACCACCCGGGCGGGCGCCGCCUCCCCACGCCCACGCCCACGCCUCCCCGUCCCGGUUCGGGGUCGGCCUCGCCCCGCCGGCACCCGGCACCACAGCGGCUGGGGCCGCCGCCGACCACAGCACUGCCCGGUGCCUUCGGCUGCAGCCGACGCAAAGGCGCUCCGGCGCUUCCCGGGAAUUCGGGUCACCCGCGCCGCGCCGCGCCGGUACCCCCCAGCCCUCCCACCACCACGCGCCCGCCUCCCCAGCUCCGCAACGCCCCCCACCCGCCCACGGUCCCGGCGGCUCCCGGCGCGCUGCGGCGCACUCACCUGGCAGCCCCGCCGCCUCUCACGCUCUCCGACCCUCGCUGAGGCGGGCACGACAUGGCCCCGCCGCCAGUCCCACGGGCUCGGACGGGGCGGGGCGGGGCCUGCGGUGCCGCCGGGCUCGCGCGCUCCGCGGGGGCCCCGCCACCCUCCCCGCCGGGAGCAGCGGGCCAGGCCGGCGCGAAGACAGGGGCUGAAUUACAUUCAAGCUGCAGCUGCGUUCAACCUGUUGCAUCUUUAUUAUGGCUGAAAUGUAUGAAGACAAUCCAGCCUCACUCACGCAUGUGGCUGCAGAAGCAGUGAGUAUCUUAAUAGUAUUUUUAGAUAAUUGUGUACUUCUUUUGCAUUACACUCAAAAUUCUUCUUUUGCAUUACACUCAAAAUUCCACAAACGGCAGUUGAAAGGGUAUCAAUGAAGUUUUCAUAUUCUGAUACAAUUAGGGUCCACUCAUCUGUCUUGCACUUGGAAUGGAUCUUCCACCCAUGUAAAAUGUAUGACACCAUGUGUGUUCAUUUGGAAAAAGACCAGUUCACUGAGCUAUGCAGAUCUUCCAAAUGUUAGCAUAUUUCAACAUGCAAUUUUUCAAAAAAUUUAUCUCAUCAAAAACAUCUGAGGCCGGCGCCGCGGCUCACUAGGCUAAUCCUCCGCCUAGCGGCGCCGGCACACCAGGUUCUAGUCCCGGUUGGGGCGCCGGAUUCUGUCCCGGUUGCCCCUCUUCCAGGCCAGCUCUCUGCUGUGUCCAGGGAGUGCAGUGGAGGAUGGCCCAGGUGCUUGGGCCCUGCACCCCAUGGGAGACCAGGAAAAGCACCUGGCUUCUGGCUCCUGCCAUCGGAUCAGCGCGGUGCGCCGGCUGCAGCGGCGGCCAUUGGAGGGUGAACCAACAGCAAAGGAAGACCUUUCUCUCUGUCUCUCCCUCUCACUGUCCACUCUGCUUGUCAAAAAAAAAAAAAAAAAAAAAAAAAAACAAAAAAAACACAUCUGAAGUAUUGGUAAGCUGUAAAGUGUCACAGUAGCAGAUACACGUUUUUCUCAAAUUCUACUUCUGGGGCAAGCAUUUGGCACAGCGAUGAAAACACACUCAGGACACCUGUAUCCUGUGUCAGUUUAAGUCCUGGCUCUGCUUCUGGCUCCAGCUUUCUGCUAACAUGCACCCUGGGAAACAGCACGUGCUGGCAUAUGUACUCGAGUCCCUGCCACGCGGGAGGGCAACUUGGACUGAGUUCCAGGCUCUGGGCUUCAGCCUGACCCAGGCCUGCUGUUGCAGGCAUUUGGGGAGUAAGCCAGCAUAUAGAAAGUCUGUCUCUAUGUUUCUCUCUGCCUUCAAAUUAAAAAAAAAAAAAAAUUUCUUCCUAAGGAUCAAAUUUUAUCAGUAGCAAAAAAUAUUUUUUUCAGAUGUUUUCCUUGAAGUGACCAGCUCACUUUGUUUUCAAAAAAACUUCUGCCAGAGAUUGGCAUUGUGGCAGAGCAGAUUAAGCUGUAGCUGGGAAGCUGGUUUCCCAUAUGGGCACCACUGGGCCUCUCCACUUCUGAUCUAGCUCCUGCUAAUGCGCCUGGGAAAGCAGCAGCAGAUGGCCCAAGUGCUGAGGCUCCUGCUGCCCACGUGGGAGACCUGGGUGGAGCUCCUGGCUCUUGGCUUCAGCCUGGCCCAACGCUGGCAGUUGUGGCCAUUUGGGGACUGAACCAGCAGAUGGAAGAUCUCUCUUUUCAAUUAAAUAAAUAAAUCUUUAAACAAAGUGAUAAAAUGUGAAAUAACCUUUUUCUCAUUCAAUUUUCUAGUACAAAAAGCAGCAAACUUUCCUUUGUAAAAGGCCAGAUAAAUAUUUUAGGUUCUGUGGGUUAUAAGGUCUCUGUUGCAACACUGAAGCAUUUAACCAAUACAGUGGGUUUUUAAAAAGUUCAAAGAUAUGGGGCCGGCGCUGUGGCGCAGUGGUUUAACACAUCCCAUAUGGGCGCCGGUUCUAGUCCUGGCUGCUCUACUUCCCAUCCAGCUCUAUGGCCUGGGAAAGCAGUAGAAGAUGGCCCAAGUCCUUGGGCCCCUGCACCCAUGUGAGAGACCCAGAAGAAGCUCCUGGCUCCUAACUUCGGAUUGGCACAGCUCCGGCCAUUGCGGCCAUCUGAGGCGUGAACCAGCGGGUGGAAGACCUCUCUCUGUCUCUACCUCUCUCUGUAACUCUGUCUUUCAAAUAAAUAAAAUAAAUCUUUAAAAAAAAAAAAGUUCAAAGAUAAAGCUUAUUAUGAAGACACUAUGCAUGGUGCAUGGAGCUAAAAAUGUUUUCAGGGUCUUUUGGGGGGGGGCAUUAAUUUUAUUUUUUUUUUAUUUUUAUUUUAGUUUUAUUAGUUUGAAAGAAAGAGGGCAAGAGAAACACCUUUUUUCCAUCAGUAGUUCAUUCCCCAAAUACAUGCAAACAGCCAGGAGCCUGCAAAAGCCCCAUCCUUUAAAAAAAAAAAAAAAGAUAAAAUGGACUUCAUCAAAAUUAAGAGCUUUCUGUGAAAGACUGGUAAGGCCAGCGCCGAGGCUCACUAUGCUAAUCCUCCGCCUCGCGGCGCCGGCACACCAGGUUUUAGUCCCGGUCGGUCGGGGCGCCGGAUUCUGUCCCGGUUGCCCCUCUUCCAGGCCAGCUCUCUGCUGUGGCCAGGGAGUGCAGUGGAGGAUGGCCCAAGUCCUUGGGCCCUGCACCCCAUGGGAGACCAGGAUAAGUACCUGGCUCCUGUCAUCGGAUCAGCGUGGUGCGCCGGCCGCAGCGGCCAUUGGAGGGUGAACCAAUGGCAAAGGAAGACCUUUCUUUCUGUCCCUCUCUCUCACUGUCCACUCUGCCUGUCAAAAAAAAAAAAGAGAGAGACUGGUAAGAGGAUAAAGACAAAUUGCAUACUAGGAUAAAAUAUUUGCAAAAUACCUAUCUGAAAAAGGACUAUUAUCUAGAAAUUGUGAAGAACUCUUAAAACCCAGUGGUGAGAAGAUUAAAAAAAAUAGAGGCCAGAUCUUGGCAGUGUUUUAUUUUUAAGAUUUAUUUGGAAGAGUUAGAGAUCUUCCAUCUGUUGAUUCACUCCCCAAAUGGCCACAAUGGCCAGGGCCGGGCCAGGUUGAAUCCAGGAGACAGGAGCUUCCUUCCAGGUCUCCCACAUGGAUAGCAGGGGCCUCAGCACUUGGGCCAUCCUCUGAUGCUUUUCUCAGGCCGUUAGCAGGGAGCUUGAUUGCAAGCGGGGUAGCCGGGACAUGAACCAGCACCUGUGUGGGAUGCCAGCGUUGCAGAGGGCGGCAUCACCCACCAUGCCACAUGAUGGCCCCAGAUCUUGGCUUCUAAUAUUGUUCUUCAGCAAGAAGAACCAGGGCUCCAUAAAGAAACAGCUGAUUUGAGAACUGGAAUAAGAAAUAUGCAAGAGCUUGGAGCAUCUUGCAGUGCCAGAAAGUAAGGAAGGGUUUUAGAGGGAGGUUUUCUUUUUUAAAAAAUAAAAUAAAAAGGCCACACAAUAAUGGCAGUAUACUCCACACCCAAGGACACAACCAACCACAGAUCAAAAAUAUUUCAGGGAUGCCAUGAAGGCUAAUAUUCAAGAUGUCACUUAAGACACCUGCAUCCCACAUCAGAAUACAGUGGGUUCAGUUCCUGCUCUGACUCCUGAUUCCACCUUCCUGCUAAUGCAGACCCUGGGAGGCAGCAGGGAUGGCUGAAGAAACUGGGUUCCUGCCACCCAUAUGGGAGACCUGGAUGGAAUUCCUGAUACCUGGCUUCAGUCCCAGCCAGGGGCUGUUGCGGGCAUUUGGGGAAGGAACUGGUGGCUAGGAGUUGUGUAUCUCUGCCUCUCAAAUAAUUACAAUAAAUUUUUAAAUUAUCUCCACCUCCACUGAACAUGUAACAUGGAUAACUUAGUGGGCUUAUGGUGCAAACACUGGGGCUCAGCGGGUUAGGCCACAGCCUGCAACACUGACAUCUUAUACUGGAGGGUCGGUUGGUGUCCCAGCGGCUCUACUUCUGAUCCAGCUCCUGGGAAAACAGUGGAAGAUGGCCCAAGUACUUGGGUCCCUGCCACCACAUGGGAGACGCAGAUGAAACUCCUGGCUACAGCUUGGCACAGCCUCUGCCAAUGUGGCCAUUUCGGGGAGUGAACCAGUGAAUGGAAGAUAAUUCUCACAGUGUGUGUAUGUAUGUGCUUCCUCUCUCUGAAACUCUGCCUUUCAAGUAAAUAAAUAACAUUAAGAAGAAAAACAAGACCGGCACUGUGGUAUAGCAAGUUAAGCCGCUGCCUAGAAUGCCAGUUUAUGUCCCGGCUACUCCACCUCUGAUCCAGCUCACUAGUAAUGCACCUGGGAAAACAGCAGAAUAUGGCCCAGGUACUUGGUCCCUGCCACCUACCUGGGAGACCUGGAUGAAGCUCCUGGCUCCUGGCUUCUACCUGGUCUAGCCCUGGUGGUUGCAGCCAUUUGGGGAGUUAACCAGCAGGUAGAAGAUCUUUCUCCUUCUCCUCCUCUCUGUAACUCUGCCUUUCAAAUAAACAAAUAAAUUAAAAAAAAAAAAAAAA
This is a messenger RNA of Oryctolagus cuniculus (rabbit), 5036 nucleotides long. Lineage: Eukaryota; Metazoa; Chordata; Mammalia; Lagomorpha; Leporidae. The record is from RefSeq and is a predicted model, not a curated record.